GUAGGCUACACAUCAAACACAUUAGGAUAUUUGAGGGUGAGUUGGGAAAUAUCACCAGAACAACUACGGUAUAUCCUUACAGAAUAAAGAAGAGGAGGAGGAGAAUAAUAUCUUAUUCCUAGACAACAAACAGCCAAUUUGUAUGUCACAUCUAGGGUUGCUGUCAGUAUCCUGGAGUCCCUUCUCGGAUCAUCUCAUCGUAGGAUUCUAAAGUCCAUGUGACUUUCAACUUUGUUCCUGGUGCUGUAGAGUGUGAUCUGGCUCCUUCUUGCCCCGACUGGAGAGCUAUUUCUGUGCGCUACCAAAUGUCAACGGAAAACCUUUCAGUUUUUUUUUUUUCGCUAGUGUGCUAAAAAAACUGAUACACUCCUGAACCACUGUUCAGAGAAGCAGGUGAAUUUUGCCAACCAUGUCACUGGGUGAAUGGGUGUCACAGCUCUCCGACCCUCUGGGCCUUUGUUACUAGUCCCCCUGGGGAUUGCUGAUCUGCAACGUUAAUGUUGAAUGUGCUGUGUUUCAAGGUGUUAAGGAAAAUGCAGAGACGGCACAGCAGCAACACUGAUAGCCUUCCUCCGGAAAGAAGCCGGAGUCAGACAGUCAGUUCUGAGACCAGCGUGGAUGAAGGUGGAGUUUUCGAAGGUUUGAAGGCUGAAACUCCCUCACCCCAGCAGCUUUUCUCAGGGCUGGCAGGCAUCCCAUCUGGUACCAUCCCAACUACCCCAUUCCAGUCAGGAUUGGUCCUGGGUUCCUCAGCAGGAGGCGGGGAUGUGUUCAUUCAGAUGCCAGCCCCAAGGGAAGAAGGGGCCAGCCGAACAGAAGGAGCUCCAUUCCACCAUCGGCAGCAGCCCCAUCACUAUCACCAUGGCCACCAUCGGGGAUCCUCUCUGCUGCACAUGGCUAGUGGAGACCGCCACGGACACGCAGAAGACAAUCCUGAGGACCAGCCUGGGACUCCUGCGCCUGCCCUGUCGGAGCUGAAGGCUGUGAUUUGCUGGCUCCAGAAGGGGCUUCCCUUCAUCCUGAUACUCCUGGCUAAAGUUUGUUUCCAGCAUAAGCUUGGGAUUGCUGUGUGCAUUGGUAUGGCCAGCACAUUUGCAUAUGCUAACUCAACUCUCCGAGAACAGGUCUCUUUGAAGGAGAAGAGGUCGGUGCUGAUUGUCUUCUGGAUCCUGGCCUUCCUCCUGGGAAAUACCUUAUACUUGCUUUACACUUUCAGCUCCCAGCAGCUAUAUAACAGCUUGAUAUUUCUGAAACCCAACCUGGAGAGCCUGGAUUUCUUUGACCUGAUGUGGACUGUGGGGAUCACGGACUUCGUUCUGAAGUAUCUCACCAUCUCUUUGAAAUGCCUGGUCGUUGCCCUGCCUAAAAUCAUUCUGGCUGUCAAGUCAAAGGGGAAGUUUUAUUUGGUUAUUGAAGAGCUGAGCCAGCUGUUCCGCUCACUUGUCCCCAUCCAGUUGUGGUACAAAUACAUCAUGGGGGAUGAUCCAUCCAGCAGCUAUUUCCUUGGAGGGAUCCUGAUCAUACUGUAUAGUCUCUGCAAGUCUUUUGAUAUCUGUGGCCGUGUGGGGAGUGUCCGGAAGGCACUGAAGGUCCUUUGCACCCCUCAGACCUAUGGAGUCCAUGCAACCAGCCAGCAGUGCAGUGAGGCUGGAGACAUCUGUGCUAUUUGCCAAGUGGAGUUCAGGGAACCUUUGAUCCUUGUGUGCCAGCAUGUGUUUUGUGAAGAGUGCCUCUGCCUGUGGUUUGACAGGGAGAAGACCUGUCCUCUUUGUCGAUCCAUUGCAGUGGAGACUCUGCGCUGUUGGAAAGAUGGUACUACCUCAGCUCACUUCCAGGUUUAUUAAGCCCAACACAUACCAGGAUCAGGAUGACAUGUGAGCAGACAGAAGAAAAAGCUGGGAAACUCCUUGUUUCCAAGUAUUUAGUGGGUUGUUGUCUCGGUCUUUCACACAGCUCUCUCUCUCCAUCCAAGCGGGGGAGCAGGUUGGCAUAUUGUUACGUCUCUAGCAGGGAUCAGAGUCCAUUAGCAUGAAGAGUCUUCUAAGGAAAGGGAAGGGGGGUGGGUUUUCCACUCUUCUGAGUCAGAAUCCAUCCCUUCCACUCUUCACUGCUAACUUGGGGCCAAGGUCAUUGCUUGAACUUGCUGUCUACAGGACAAAUUACCCCAGGCAGGUUCCUCUUUGUCUAUUCUCUCGGUGUACAUAAAUGUCAUGUUUGUAGGGAAAACAUGAUGAGAGUUUCCCAUUGUAAGUGUGUAGUUCGUAAUAGUAGAGGAAAGCUUUCCUCAACUGACUCGUGAGAGGACAGCAGACUGGAGUUAUGUCAUUAAACCAGCCUCCUGGCUCCCCAGAAUCUGUCAUAAAGUUACAUUGCCACUAUUAUAUUACCUGGGGAAACACGUCAGAGUCACUGCUUCAGUACCACUGGUUCAGAGGUUCAUUUAGGGUUUUGGGAGAGGUCGGUGGCCGAUAAACCUGUUGUUGUCAUUGAUACCAUAAAACACAUGGGUUGCCAUCUUGAUCUUUAUGAAACCUCAAGAGAAAUAGGAGAAGAACAUAUUAAAGAGACCAAGAGGGGGUGGCAUUUUCUCAGUUUUGAAAUGUUUCAUCUUUAAUGUUCAUGGUUGGAUUACCUGCUUCCUCUGCAAGUGGGAGAGCAUGGAGAGGUGGGAAGAGAUUAAAGCCGGGUCUGAAUUUUAUUAGAAAAGUUCAGGUGCUAAUUGAAGGCCAUGUAAAGAGAUGGUUUUCUCAAAUCCAGCCCACAAACUGUAUAGAGUCAUUAAAAAAAAAAAAAAGGCACCUCAUGUUCUUUUCUGGGGAUUUGGCUUUAUUAAAAAAACAAAAUGGAAAUCCAAUAACCUAUAAUUUAGCUCAAAACUUUCUUCCUAGGCUUGGCUGUUCCGAAGGCUCCUCUCUCAGUGCUGCUCAGCCCAGACCUUAGAUCCUUUCUCUGUAGGGAGUCAGCAGAAUCCACCUCACUGUUUCCUAGCAGGAUUGAUGCCUGCUAACAGGGUGGAGUGUUGCAUGCAGAUGCUACCAGUGUGAUACAGACAUAAAGAAUUUGGAUUUUUUCGAGCUUCAUUUGAGAUGUCCAAAGACGAUUUUAUAGCUCAUCUUAAGAUUUCUCCUGGAUCUAGAGUAUGUAUCUGGAUGUGGCCAGCCUGCAUGCAAACAAACAGACAAUAUUUCAAAAUCCCCUAUCAUGGUGACAACUCCUCUAAUAAAAGUGCUUGGUGGCCCCCUCCUGCUAUGAGGAUUGUGUGAAAUAGAUGCAGGCUGCAUUUUACUUGAGAGGUUGUAUUUUAUGAGGACCUUGCAGUCAGGUUCCACCAUCCAGGGUAGACUGGGACAAACUUUCUCUAUUGAUAAACCCCAUCUCGCCUAAACAAGCAAAUGCCUCAGCUUCAGAAAAUGCUUUUCAAGGACAGUGGCUUGUACCCUUAAUAGGCAAAUGAACAGACUAGAUGCUGGAGUAGCAUGAGUCUGUAUUCAGCUGUCACAGUGUCUGUCGAGGAUCUUCUGCUGGCACUAGGAUGCAAAUGGAUUUGAUGUUUGUUCACUGUCUCUCGAGCUGGAGCUUUCUCUUUCACUAGACGAUUUACUUUUUGUUGAACGCAUGGAGAAAUGCGUUUCAGCAUUGCUUCAUUAAGCAAUCAUGGCAUCUUCCGUGCUCAUUACUAUGGAAAUGGCCGUAAGGUUACAAUCCCACUUGACUGGAUAAUCAAGCAGGAAGAAAUGUACCUCAGGGAAACAGGGCUGCAUGUAUGUAUUGGUUGCUUUCCUCCCCUCCUACUGUAAAGCCUCCUUGGGGAAAAAAUUAAAGCAAACAGGAGCUAAUGGCAACUGGGUUGUGUCUUAACUUUCCUUGGAAAAAAUAGGACAAAAGAGAAAUGAUGGAGGCAGAAUCUGAAUCAAACCUGAAUUAAGAGAGAGAGAGGAUGAAGGGAGUGGAGAAGAGGCUUUGCUCCACAAAAUGAGGUGAGGUGCCUUUGUUAAAAGCCUCUUUAGAAAGGCAUGGACUAAGCCAGACAUUCCUCUGGUUGUCUCCAAAGGAAAGGUCUCUUAGAUUCUGCAGGAGAGAUUUCCAAGUGGCAUAAAAUUUCCCCCCCGACUAUUGUCUUCCAGCUGUGAACAUGAGAGAGUGAAUUAGCAUCUUAAUAGUAACUUGCCAGGAUUAAAACACUCCAGAAAAACAUAAGGCAAGGCUUGGUACUACUACUCAUUGUGAGGAAUCUCUCUGUUUAGUUGAGGCUUUCAGUAGAAUUGUACACCUGCCAAAACACUCUCAUUUGUUGGGAGAUAUGAGCACCUUUUCUCCAUCUUUAUGCCACCUCAAAGUGCCCUAUGGACUCGUGUUUCUCCCCUCUGUUAUAAGCCUGUAUUCUAGCUUCAGAGACAUGUGCAUGGUUCUCCUGUGUUCUGUUUCAGUACAUUAGGCCGUCCUAUGUAAUCAGACCGGUCUGAGUGAGCAAGCCAUGCUAAGCUUCCAGUGUCUCUGUCAUUACAGAAACACAUGAAGGUUUUGGUUUGACACUCCUGGAGACUGAAGGCCUCCAUUUUGCUACAGAGCAGGCACAGCACUAACAGCAGCAGAGUAACUUUCUCCAUGCUGAUGCCUUUCAAUGAACCUCAGUCCUGUCUAGAGGGGAGAGACUAGCUCAGUCGUCUUGGACCUUCCUCCUCUCUCUUGAGAUUUAGUGCUACACACAGUGGUGCUUUUGUACUGUGGGCACUUGUUCCACGUGAAGGGCAGAGGUCAGCUCAGUUCACAUAGGCCACCAAACAGUUGAGAGUCAUAAAUACUUUUUUUGUCAUUAUCAACGUGUGCUGGGCAAUACAGAGGUAACAGGCUUUACAGUCCAUUAGCAAUUCCUUGAGCCAUCCUGUCUUGUAUUAGGUGUGGUAAUUCUUCUGUGGCCUAAACAUGGGGCAAAAGAGUCUUAGCCUCUUCUCAGAAGGUAACACAGGGCCGGCUCCUGCUGUAGUGAAAGUCAAUGGCAAAACUUCUAUUGACUUCAGUGGGAGCAGGAGCCGAGUUGGGGAAAGAAUUCAUAGUAAAUGAUCUUCUCUAUUUUGGAGAGGAAAUAAAAAGUAAGACCUUUUUUCCCAGUGAACAAUUGAUUUUUUUUAAUAAAGUCAUUACAAAUAUGUACAAAGAAUCUCCAGCAUAUGAAAUUCCUUUUACAAAAGAGGGAAAGAAGCCAUGUCCAUCUAUACACAAGAGCCAUAACUAGCUCAUUGUAUCUGAAGUAAGCACAUGCCUUGCCUUAGCUUUGGUGUGGGAAGGAACUUGCACAGUUACUCUGUAGGGUCUUUCCUGUACCCAGUAGAUUUGAUGCAUUUCACGUUUUUUAACCUGUUAGCAGAGUGUGACUGGUAGCAAACUGGAAAAUUCUCAAAUGUAUUCGCUCUUUGAAAUUAUGGGCGAAUUUCUUCAGCAAAUAAAUUGUGUUCUUCAGAUUGA
Messenger RNA from Gopherus evgoodei (Goodes thornscrub tortoise), 5463 nucleotides. RefSeq names its product ring finger protein, transmembrane 2 (gene RNFT2). Gene Ontology annotation, molecular function: ubiquitin protein ligase activity. Gene Ontology annotation, biological process: positive regulation of ERAD pathway. Lineage: Eukaryota; Metazoa; Chordata; Testudines; Testudinidae. The record is from RefSeq and is a predicted model, not a curated record. Bases 498 to 1844 code for a protein of 448 amino acids. The transcript is spliced from 10 exons.